AUGCAUUCUACGGAGGCACAGCAGACAGCACAUGCGAUGGACGGCACCCAUGGAAGCAUCCAUGGCCUUUCACAAAAACUCAAGUCCAUGGGAUGCCGUCGGCCAUUGGCAACAAUGAGGGCACGACGAGGAGAACGAAGACCAACUUGGAUAUUUUUGAUACAUAUACUAUUAGUUGCCGUCUUGAAGGCAAAUGGAUUUCAAACAAGUCCUAAAACUUACCACACGUACCGUGCGAAUCAAAUUGAAUCUAGGGAAUGGCACCAUCCAGGCGAUCGUAUUGCUUUGCAUGCCAAAAGGGGAGCACCCUCAAGGACUGCGGAAAUAGAAGAUCAGCGCAAGAAAGCAAUCCGCUUGAGACUCAAAAUGACAAAGGAAGAGAUCGAUAGCCUCAUUCAGAGAGAGCCUACCAGGUUGCUGAGACUGGCGGAAGAAAACACUGCGCAAACAACGGACUGGAUCCAGGAAUAUCUAGAUAUUAAUGACAAGACACUCAAGAAGAUUGUCAUUGCAUGUCCGUCCAUCUUGGGCUAUCGUAUCACAACACUAGAGGGGAAAAUGAAAUACUACCAAGAAACCCUUGGCUGGAGUAUCAAGGACCUCACAAAAGUCAUGGCCAUGCCCACCAUUCCCAUUAUGACUUAUUCAAUUGAAGAAAACAUUGAGCCAAAACUACAGUGGUUUAGAAAUACAUUCAAUGCUACGAUUGAUGACAUUUCCAAGGUCUUUAUGAAGAACCCCGUCGUUCUUCAUGCUAGCCAGAAUGACAUGGGUGAAAGACUAGAAUUCCUCCAGGACCAGUUGGCACUCAAUUCAACCGAAGCAAAAUGGAAAUUGGUUUGUACAUCUCCAGGAAUCUUGGUUCUCACCAAGGACCUAUUGGAGAAGAAGAUAUUGUGGUUCCAAUCAUCUUCUCUUGGCCUCACAAAAAGCCAGGCAGCCAAUGUGAUCAGAAAGCAACCCAAAUUGCUCACCAUGAGCAUCAAAAGCAAUUUGGAGCCUACAGUGAAAUGGCUUAACCAUCGCUUUGGUCAGACUGAAACCAAAAAACUGGUUACAGUCCAACCAUCCAUUCUUGGAUUUAGCAUACACAGCAAACUUGAGCCACAGGCGGACUAUAUCCAAGGAACAUUCGGACUCAAUGAGACCGAGCUCUCAAAUAUGGUGUACAAAUAUCCUGCAAUACUGGGCUAUAAACAAACCAGCAUGGGGGAAAAGAUACAGUUUUACACAACAUGUGUUGGAUCAAGACCUGAGACACUUGAAUUUAUCAGCAGAAAUCCACGUUUACUGAGUGCUAGCCUUGAUAAUCGGCUGAUUCCAAGGUGGGAACAAGUAUUGGAGUUUGCGCUGCCAGAACGUGGGUUCACAGUGCCAAUAAGCUCCCUUGCAUCACUCACCAAUCCAAAAUGGGAGAAAUACUUGGAAAAGAGAAAAGGCUGA
Messenger RNA from Seminavis robusta, 1443 nucleotides. The record is from the annotation of a GenBank genome assembly. NCBI's taxonomy places the organism in Eukaryota, Bacillariophyta, Bacillariophyceae, Naviculales, Naviculaceae.